CGAAAGAUCGUUACAGUUCGGAUUUUCCAAGUAUAUAUGACAUCGAUGCUGAUCUCGAACAUGUGACUUCUAGGUACUGGAAGGUAAAAAGUCCUACAUAGGAGGGUAGGCCAACGAGGGAGCAAUCUAAUGAUAAAACAAACUUAGAAGUCACAUGUUCUAAUUGGUUCGACUGGUUCCAAUUUGAUCCAAACAUUGAUUCGAUCUGCUUCGAUGUUCCUUCCCCACCCCCCCCCCCCCCCCCCCCCCCCCCCUGCACUUCUGUUCUAGUUAUAGGAGAAGAGGCCAACGAGGGAGUGAUCUGACGAUAAAACGAACUUAGAAGAAGUCACAUGUUCUAAUUGGUUCGAUUGGAUACAAACAUUGAUUCGAACUGCUUCGAUAUUUCAUCCCCUGCACUUCUGUGCUAGUUAUCAAACUCUGCUAACCUGUUAGAAUCUUUAAUUUUGGCUUCGCUACACUGCAGUGACCCAGCCAGCCGCCCAACGUUCCAAGAACUCCUGGAAAAGCUUAGGGACCUCCAGAGACAGUACACCAUCCAGCUCCAGGCCGCCCGUUCCUCCGCAGCCGCUGGAGAACAUCACGCCACCACCCUCCACAAGGAAAGCUAGCAGAGCCAACUCUCGUGGCGCGAGCCCUCCACAAGUCCUGCGAAACCUUUUCGGCGUUAUCUCGAAGAGGGAAUUCCAUCCCACCCCUGAUUUGAUUGCAAAGAAGGAAUUCUUAUGGAUUUGUAGUGCCACGCAGUGAUAUAGAACAAACAACACAGUCAAUGUUGCUGGCGAGGGGCAGAAAGGCACAGAAACUGGAAGGUUUUUUUUCUUAUGGGGAAAGUUUUCUUUUUUAUUUGUUCUUUUCUUGGCGGGCAGUCUGAGUUUGAGUGUGUGCGCGCACUUUGUACAUGUUUCUCAGACGCGCCAAUAUUUAAGAGGAAAGGAGAGAGAGAGAGAGGAAGAGGCGGUGUUAUAUUUGUUGUCACUGUGUGUAGGUUUGGGUGGAUUCAUUCACCAAAUUGAUUAGCUCAUUGGUCACUUUAGGAAAUUCGUUGUGCAGAUUACGGAAGAUAUAUAAAAAAAAAAGGCGGAAGAAGUCUGAGAAUAUGGAUUUUAAUGGUGUCUCCUUUUCCGUUUCACCGCCAUAGCUUCUCCUCCUUACGAAUCCUUCCUACGCCCCCCAAAACAAACCUCCAAUCCGCCAUUCUUCCGUAGCUGAUUUUCCAGGGCACUGCUGAUCCGUUCAUAGCUCCGCUACGAUCUCUGCUCCUUUCUGCCUUGAUUCGGAAUGGAUACGCCGGCGGCGAAAGAGCUUCUCCGGAAGAUGAAGGAGCUGGAAGCCGGACAAGCUGAGCUCCAAAAGGAGACGACGAGGCUUCUUAGGCCUUCUUCUGAUCAGAAGUCCGAGAAUCUGCAUGAACAGCUCCACCGGCAUCCUCCUCCUCACUCUCGAUUCAUCUCGCCUCCGCGUGAAAGAACGGGACGGCACUUCGUGAAGGCUCCGGCUACGAAGAAGUCCUCUCCGUCGCCGUUUAGCCAUUCGUCUCCUUUGGAGCGGGAAUCGCGCCGUCCGAGCUGCGGUUCCGGUAAUGACGGCGGCGAAAGGAGUGCUGGUCCGUCUGCCGUGAAGCUUACGGAUAAGCAGUACUUGAACAUCUUGCAGUCCAUGGGGCAGUCCGUUCAUAUUUUUGACUUCUCCGGCAGACUCAUCUACUGGAAUCGAGGUGCUGAAAAGUUGUAUGGCUAUUCUGCGGCGGAGGCUUUUGAUGGAAACAUCGUUCAGCUGCUUGUAGAUCCCGGUGAUAGAAGGAUUGCGCAGAAUGUUGUUGAUCGUGUCCUCCGGGGUGAGAGCUGGACAGGACAGUUCCCUGUGAAGACCAAGAGCGGCGAUAGGUUUCCAGUCGUCGCGACCAAUACACCUUUCUACGAUGACGAGGGUACUUUGAUUGGGCUGAUCUGCUCAUCUAUGGAUUCAAGGCCAUUUCACGAAGUGAAGGCUGGUUUCUCUGGUCCCUUUGAUACGGAAGCAGUCUCGAGUUCCUCCAACUGUGGUGUUGAUAGAACCUGCAGCAGUGUCUCGGCUAAGCUUGGUAUGGAUUCCCAGUUGCCACUGCAAGCAACACUCAAAUCUAAGAUAUCUAACUUGGCAAGCAAAGUGAGCAACAAGGUGAAGUCCAAGAUUCAAACUGGAGAGAACAACAGCUUGGAUUGUCGUGAAGGUGGUAGUGGAGAUGGUCAUCAUUCUGAUCAUGGUUUCGCGGAUGUAGCGGCAGAACAUAGGGAUGAUGCAAACUCCAGCGGUGCUGGUAUGCCUAGGGCAAGCUCACGGAGGGGAGAUUUUCAUCCAUCUCCUUCUGUUGUCUCGCCUUCUGGCGAUGAUAGUGAAGGGAAGCCGGCAAUCCUCAAGGUCAUCACUUCGAAAGCAGAAGUGUGUAUGGGUAAAAAGGGGUUGUCAUGCCCAUGGAAAGGGCAUGAGAGGGAAGUUCCCGAGGCAAGAAUGACCAAGUUCGUUUGGCCUUGGUCGCAACAUGACCAAGAGGGUGAAAUGAAUCGUCCCUCUAAUGCGUGGUCGUUAUCAUCUGGAAAUGUUAACAGCACGAGCUGUGUCAGCAGUUGUGGCAGUACGAGCAGCAGUACUGGGAAUAGGAUAGAUGUGGAACCUGAUAGCUGGAAUUAUGACAUAUUAUGGGAAGAUUUGACAAUUGGAGAACAGAUCCGAGAAGGGUCUUGUGGGACUGUCUAUCAUGCCCGGUUGUACGGAUCUGAUGUUGCGGUCAAGGUAUUCUCCAAGCAAGAGUAUUCUGACAAUGUGAAUCUUUCAUUUAGACAAGAGGUAUCCCUUAUGGAAAGACUCCGCCAUCCAAAUGUGCUGCUCUUUAUGGGUGCCAUGUCCUCACCACAGCGUCUCUGUAUCGUUACAGAGUUCUUACCUCGAGGAAGUUUGUUUCAGUUACUCCAACGAAAAGCAACAAAACUAGAGUGGAGGCGGAGAGUGCAGAUGGCAUUGGAUAUUGCACGAGGUAUGAAUUAUCUUCAUUGUUUCAACCCUCCUAUCGUUCAUCGUGACUUGAAGUCUUCAAAUCUUCUGGUUGAUAGAAAUUUGACGGUAAAGGUUGGUGAUUUUGGGCUGUCACGUUUAAAGCAUGAAACAUUUUUAACAACCAAAUCCGGGAAGGGCACGCCUCAAUGGAUGGCCCCAGAAGUUCUCCGGAAUGAACGUUCUAACGAGAAGUCUGAUAUUUACAGCUUUGGAGUGAUACUGUGGGAACUUGCUACCAAGAAGGUUCCUUGGGAUAAUCUCAACUCAAUGCAGAUAGUUGGUGCUGUGGGGUUCAUGAACCAACGGUUAGACAUACCAAAAGACCUCGAUCCCCGCUGGGCCUCUAUAAUUGAUAGCUGCUGGCUCAGUGAUCCAGCCAGCCGCCCAACAUUCCAGGAACUCCUGAAAAAGCUGAGAGACCUUCAGAGACAGUACGCCGUCCAGUUACUGCCCUCCCGUUCUUCCGCAACAGCUGGAGAACAUCACACCACCAUCCUCCAGAGUGAAAGCUAGCCAAGCCGACUCGUGACGCAAACCUCCACAAAGCCUGCGAGAAACCUUUUUGGCGUUAUCUUGAAGAAGAAAGAUCCAGCUCAACCCCAUCCCCUGAUUUGAUUGCCGGGAAAGAAUCCAUGUGGAUUUGUAGUGCCAUUCAGUGACAGAACAAACAAGACGGUCAAUGUAGAUGACGAUGGGCAGAAAGGCACAUAGCAGGAGUGUUUUUUCCUUUUCCAUGGCAGGCAGCCAUGUGAGGGAGAUUUGAGGGAAAAAGGUAUUUAUAUCUUUUUGUUUUCUUUUUCGUGGUGGGCGGGGUUGGCUGAGUUGGUGUGCGUUUUUUUGUUUAUGUUUUCUCAGACGCGCCAUUAUUUAAUAAGAGCAAGAGGGAGGG
This is a messenger RNA of Linum trigynum, 3922 nucleotides long. Lineage: Eukaryota; Viridiplantae; Streptophyta; Magnoliopsida; Malpighiales; Linaceae. The record is from the annotation of a GenBank genome assembly.